AAGAGACAGCGACAGGAAUGCAGCGGCAGGUGGCGAUAGCGGUCGCGGCCACCGCCAUGGCUGCGCUCUUGGCUCUUGUAGCUGUCAAUGAGAGAGGAAGGAGAAGUCCAUCCGCCCUUCUUGCGGCAAGGAAGUCCGGCCUCUAUGGAUACUAUCCUUCCGGAUAUGAUUAUCAGUACCCUCCCUACGGCGGAUAUCCUGGAGGAUAUCCUUACGGGUACCCGUACAGCCCGUACAAUCCCUACUACUCCUCCUACUAUGCAGAUGGGGACCCCUAUGGUUACUACAACGGCUAUCAGUAUGAGUAUCCCUACGGCUAUGAUCAGUAUGCGUAUGACAACGCAUAUCAGCAGUACAUGGCUAACGAGCAGCAGAGGCAAUGGCAAGAAUAUGCAGCCCGCCAAUAUUACGAUGAUUAUGCUCGAUAUUAUGCGGACUAUCCCUACAGCGACUACGAUGACUACUACGAUCGCAUGAGGGAAUGGUACGAGCAAGUUGCCGCCAACGCGUCCUCAACCAAGAAGCUGUACGGGAGGGAUAUUCUCAAAGUUGCAAAGAACACUCCCAAGCUGGUGUACCUCGGAGACCUGGAGUUUGGGGGAUACCGCAAGGAUAUCACGGGGGGCAACGACGGAGGAUUUAACGCACCUUUCGACUUGAACGGUGACGGCCAGGAGGUCGACAACUGGGCAAAGGUCACUACCCAGUGGAAGCACAAGAAGGGUCAGCAGCGCCUGAAGCAGGCUCGCAUUCAAGCGCUGACCUCUCCCACCGCUCCUGCUGAACCCGGGCCCUUCGCUUCCUGGUCUGCAGACUACAAUCCUCUCGGAGAAACCUCUGACAAGAUCCCCUCCAACGCAACUGGGGCAGAAGAUACAUCGCCUGAAGAACUGGUUUGGAAACAUGGAUUCGGGUGA
Messenger RNA from Guillardia theta CCMP2712, 917 nucleotides. RefSeq lists its product as hypothetical. The transcript has 8 exons. Lineage: Eukaryota; Cryptophyceae; Pyrenomonadales; Geminigeraceae. The record is from RefSeq and is a predicted model, not a curated record. Bases 18 to 917 code for a protein of 299 amino acids.